AUGUCGUCUGUCAGGGUAACCCAGAACUCCUGCAAGGUGUCCUCUGGUCCCCAGGCCUUCAACAGCUGGUCUUACACCAGUGUGCCCGGCGCCCGCAUCAGCUCCUCGGCCUUCUUCUGGGUGGGCAACAGCAGCAGCUUCCGGGUUGCCCUGGGCACCGGCAUGGGUAUGGUCGGGGGCUUCGGUGGGGCAGGAGGUGUUGGGGGCAUCACGGCCAUCAUGGUGAACCAGAGCCUGCUGAGCCCCCUGAAGUUCGUGGUGGACCCCAACGUGCAGGCCGUGCGCACCCAGGAGAAGGAGCAGAUCAAGACCCUCAACAACAAGUUUGCCUCCUUCAUUGACAAGGUGCAGGUCCUGGAGCAGCAGAACAAGAUGCUGGAGAUCAAGUGGAGCCUUCUCAACAUGGUCGAGAGCUACAGCAACAACCUCAGGCAGCAGCUGGAGAUGCUGGGCCAGGAGAAGCUGAAGUUGGAGGCAGAGCUGGGCAGCAUGCAGGGGCUGGUGGAGGACUUCAAGAUUAAGUACAAGGACGAGCUCCACAAACGAACAGGGAAGGAGAAUGAGUUUGUUCUCAUCAAGAAGGACGUGGAUGAAGCGUACAUGAACAAGGUGGAGCUGGAGUCCUGCCAGGAAGGGCUGACGGAUGAGAUGAACUUCCUCAUGCAGCUGCACGAAGAGGAGCUCCGUGAGCUGCAGGUCCAGAUCUUGGACACGUCCGUGGUACGGUCCAUGGACAACAGCCGCUCCCUGGACAUGGAUGGCACCAUUGCCGAGGUCGAGGCCCAGUACGAGGAGAUCGCCAACCGCAGCCGGGCCGAGGCUGAGAGCAUGUACCAGAUCAAGCGUGAGGAGCUGCAGGCCCAGGCUGGGAAGCAUGGGGAUGAUCUUCGUCGGACCAAGACGGAGAUCUCAGAGAUGAACCGGAACAUCAGCCGGGUCCAGGCUGAGAUCGAGGGGCUCAAAGGCCAGAGAGCGUCCCUGGAGGCCGCCAUCAUGGACGCUGAGCAGUGCGGGGCGCUGGCCAUCAAGGACACCAACAGCAUGCUGGCAGAGCUGGAGGCCGCCCUGCUUCGGGCCAAGCAGGACAUGACGCAGCAGCUGCACGAGUACCAGGAGCUGAUGAACGUCAAGCUGGGCCUGGACAUUGAGAUCGCCACCUACCGCAAGCUGCUGGAGGGCGAGGAGAGCCGGCUGGAGUCCGGGAUGCAGAACAUGAGCAUCCACACGAAGACCACCAGUGGCUACUCCGGUGGGCUGACCUCGAGCUACGAGGGCCUCACGAACCCUGGCCUCACCUAUGGCCUGAGCUCCCUGCAGUCCAGCCUCAGCCCAGGCGGGGGCUCCAGCUCCUUCUCCCGCACCAGCUCCACCAAGGCAGUGGUGGUGAAGAAGAUCGAGACCCGGGACAGGAAGCUGGUGUCCGAGUCUUCGGAUGUCCUGCCCAAGUGA
Messenger RNA from Echinops telfairi (small Madagascar hedgehog), 1449 nucleotides. RefSeq names its product keratin, type II cytoskeletal 8-like. NCBI's taxonomy places the organism in Eukaryota, Metazoa, Chordata, Mammalia, Afrosoricida, Tenrecidae. Gene Ontology annotation, cellular component: keratin filament. The record is from RefSeq and is a predicted model, not a curated record.